Prunus armeniaca (apricot) is the source of this 549-nucleotide messenger RNA. Lineage: Eukaryota; Viridiplantae; Streptophyta; Magnoliopsida; Rosales; Rosaceae. The record is from the annotation of a GenBank genome assembly.
AUGGGAAACUGUCAGGCUAUUGAUGCUGCAGCUCUGGUGGUACAGCAUCCAAGUGGGAAGAUAGAGAGGAUGUAUUGGCCCAUCAGUGCAAGCGAGGUGAUGAGAUUGAACCCUGGUCACUAUGUUUCUUUGAUCAUUCCAUUGCCGGUUUCUGAUCAACAUCAGGAAGAGGUAGAGAGCCAGGAGCACAACAAGACUGUGCGUUUCACUCGUGUUAAGCUUCUUAGACCCAACGAAACUCUUGCUCUUGGCCACGCCUAUCGGCUGGUCACAACUCAAGAGGUUGUGAAGGUGCUGAGGGCAAAGAAGUAUGCAAAAACAAAGAAGCAGCAGCUGGAAACACUUGAGAAGUUGCAAGCAGGGCAAGAGAAACAGAGUUCAGGUUGUGAUGAGGCAGAAGAAGGGAAGUCUGAGGAGGAGAAUAUCAACCAUGCAACAAAACGUGAAAGGCACCGACCAAGGACGGCGAAUGCUGCUGCUGCUGCUGCUGCACUGAGGUCAAAGUCUUGGCGCCCCUCAUUGCAGAGCAUCUCUGAGGGUGUGAGCUGA